AUGCCGCUCUAUGGAGCAGGCCGACCGAGGCCACACUGGGAGGCCGUAGAGCCCUACCCAGCUUUUGCGUUGGCGAGGCCUAGGCCGAGGCCGAACUUGGGCUUGGACAGGGAGAAAUACUUGCUUGAGGGCUGCGCGAAGCCGUUACCAGCUGGCAUCGAGCUUCCCUUGAAGCUACCAGCUCUUCGCCUGUGCAAGGGUGGUUUGCCAGGCCCUGUGAGAGGUUGCGAUGACUUUGCGGCCAAGCAAGCGGUGGCCAUUCUCGCUGAAGUGAGCGCUGAUGUUGUUAGGAGUGGUGCAGCCCGUAGUUUUUGGGUCAAGCCGGGCUGCCGCGCCAAAUCCUGGGAGGAAGAACAGUGGCAAGCGCUCGCAAGAACUUGGGUUGGCUACUUGCAGCCACUUUUGAACUCCUCGCCGUUCUUCCAAGACUUGGGCGAGUUGGCCGAGGGCAGCCGGUACCUUGCGGCGGAUCUGCCGGGUUUCAAAUUAUGGGUGGACUUCAUCCACGGCACUGACCUGGAGACGCCGUUCGCGCGUGCAGACUUGUUGGUCAAUUUCUUUGAUUGCGUACAGGCGAAGCACCGUAGCGCGAUCGCCCCCUGGCGUUCCCUGAAGUUCGUGGCGGGCUUGCUGGGCUGGGAUCGCUUGCUGGCUACCUUAGCAAAUCCUGUCGUGGUUGCUUGUUCGGGCGAUGCGGCAGAGAGUAAGGAACGCAAGGAAGCUGUACCUUUGCCUUUGUAUGCCGUGGCGCGAAUGGAGGCUGCAGUGCUCGCUGCCUUGGCUUCGGGUCCACAGCUGGAUCCACCUACACUGAUGUGUGUGGUGUUCUUGGUUAUGCUUUGGGGUGCGCUUCGUUUUUCUGAUGCCCAGCGCGUGGCAGUGCCUGAGAUGGACUUCGUGCAGGGUAUUGUGCGCUGCAGAUGUUGGAAGACAAAGUCCUCCAAGACUUCUAUGCCUUGGGGCUGCCUUACUGUGGGUAUCUAUGAUGAUUGGACGGCAGCUGUCAAAUUGCUGCGAGAAAAGCUUGGAGAGGUCGAUUUCCUGAUCCCUGGGCCCUUUGGGGGCCGGGCCUCGUUUACUUAUACACAAGCUCAGUUGAGGCGUUUGCUCGUGUGUGUGGCCAAAGUCCCAGAGCAUGCGGUUUCCAUUUAUACUUUGCACAGUCUAAAAGUGACUGGGCUUUGUUGGGGCUUGCAGUUAGACAUCGAUGGGCGCUGCCGCCGCUUGUGGGGGCAUCAUCGGGCGCGCGAAGCCGGUGAGGCUAUGGUUCAAAAGUAUGGGCGUGACGACGUGCUGCCUGCGCUGAGGGCGCAGCUGGUGGUGGCUCGGGCAAUACGUGGCGGUUGGUGCCCCUUGACCCCUCAAGCAAGAGGUGCACGCCAGCCUUGCCCUGAGGAACCUCUGGCGCCGGCGCCAUCGGCACUGCGGGGGGCUCCCUUGGGUCUGGACAUCUGUGCCUCGGGCACUUCGGACACAGAGUCUGAGUCGGAUGAGAAUGAGUCGGAGGCGGAGUCCUCGGUGAGCAGCGUGUGCGGCGAACUGUUGGAGGCGGACGACGAAGAGGACGCGGUGCCUGGCCCAGCGCAGCUUGUUGGCGGAAAGUUUCUGAUGAAUUGCCGCUCUCACAAGUUUCACGCUGUGAUUCUAGCCGGUGGUUCGCUUCGGCGGGCGUGUGCCCCAUCUCAGUCGGUGGAUGAGCCACAUUGGGAGGACUUGUUGCAAAAGGUGGGGCUGUGUAGCAAAGUUCAGGAGGAGUUGGCUGCGCGGGGCUUCGCGACUGCCGCGGAGUUGCACUGGACUCUGCAGAGCGGGGCUGAGGAGACGAUUGAUGCUGUGCUGCAGGCGGCUGGGGUAGAUAAGGGCUGUGCGCCUUCUUUGCUUCAGUGCUUGGAAGCGGGCCGCUUGCGGCGUCUCUUGGCUAUGUGCACAAAAGUAUGCAAUGACGCUGGUGAUCAGGCGCCAGUGGUUUCGGAUGCAGCAGGGACGAGCUUGUUGGGUCUCUCAGUGGGCCCGCAGCUGGAUGCGGCUCAGUUGGCAGAGUUGUGGAAGAAGUUUGCGGCGGACUACCCAUCAGAGUGCUUGGAAGCGGAUGGGCAGCCCUGCAAGCAAUUGCUGCAGCAGAUCGCGCUCCAAAAGCGGAAUGGGGAGUUGAAGUUUAUCCCUUGGAAGCAAAUCUUGAGCGUUGUGCAAUACGAUCGUUCCCGCCAGUCCUGCUCCCACUCUAAGGAGAAGUCUCUCCUGGGCCUUUUGGCGGAUGUGACAGGACAUGUUGACGCUUUGGAAGCUGACGUGUCUUCCUCCCCCUUCGCUGUGCAGAAGGUUUUGUCGCUGCGCAGUGUGGCGUGGGCGUUGCUGGAUUGGUGCCAUUUGUCGUCGGGCAAAAUGCUUGUCAACAAGUUCAUGCUGCUGUAUCAUCGCGUUGGGUUGGCUGAUGUGGGGAUGCGCCCCCCAAACCUUGCAGAGGCCGAGUUUGCCGAUGCGGAACUCUGCCGUCAACUGCAGGACUUGAUGAGCAAGGGCAAUGAUUUGGACAGGGCUAUUUAUGAGGCAGUUGUGGUGCGAGACAGUUUGCGAUUGUGGCUGCAGCCGCGCCUCAAAGCUCCAGCAGAGAAGGGAAGGGUCUUUGUUGGAGCUUCCAAGAAGGCAAAUGCACUAUGCGCGACGAAUGCAAGUUUAAGCAUCACUGUGAUCAUUGCGGCUCUGCUGAACAUGGGCGGCAUGCGUGUAGCAGCAGACCCUGCAGGCUGCCCCUCGCUGCCAGCUGGUAGCGCUCCACCCUGGCAGCCUGCGGCUUUCCAUCAAGAUGCGGGCCAGGCUGACGUGGCGGGGGUGGCUCAGCAGCCUGAGAGUGGUUCUCCUGCAGAUUAUCACCGCAUCUUUCUGAAAGACGGGGGUGGUCUGUCGAGCACUCUGGAUUGGCAAGUGCCUCCGCCUGGAGCUUUGCGGGACCCAUUGUCUGCGGUGCGCAAAGCAAUUUGGUCUUCCAUGCCGAAAGAUGCUUGCUGCCGGGCGGCCGCGCUGUGUGGCAAGACCUUGGAGAAUCCGUUCUUCACUGACUCAGAGGUGCAUUUGAUGCAAGUGGCCGUUUGUUCAGCCUUGGGUAUCGAUUCGGCUUGGGCAUUGGAGUCCUUUGAACUCACUCCGUACAAGUUCAAUCUGCUGGAAAGUUUGGCUCUGCGGAUGGAUGAUCCAGAUGUUGCUCUGUGCAAAGUGCUUCGGGGGAUGUCGGCAGUACAACAGCGAUUCCCGGAUGGUUCCUUGGCAAUUGGCAAGCUGGGGCUCGUGACGUGCGCUGGAAAAGAAGACCGGCUCAUUGGCGACUCCCGCGCCAGUGGGGCGAGCCCGGCGGCCAGAUUCCUUGAGCGGGCGGAGGUGCCUUCGCUUUUCUUGUUCACUGCUGCGCUGAACAGGUUCGCCGCUUGGCGAGGUGUGGCGGUGGACCCCAAAGAGUGGGUGUUGUUCAGCGUGGACAUCAAGGGGGCUCACAAAUCUAUUCGUACGGCUGCUGAAGAUGUGGGCUUUUCGGUUUUCUCACUUGAAGGAGAAUUCUACGCAUACGUGGUCAACCACUUCGGGGCCGCGUGGUCGGCGUAUUGGUGGUCGAGGCUUUCUGCUUUGCUGUUACGAACCAUACACUUCCUGGUGCGCCACCGCCACCUGGGGGCGGUUUAUGUGGAUGAUUUUCUAUUCCUCCUGCCGCGGGGGGCAUUCGCGAUGCUGGUGGUGCUGGUGCUGGCUAUUUUGCAAAUCUUGGCUGUGCCAUUGUCCUGGCGUAAACUGGCAUUGGGUUCCGAGUUGACCUAUUUGGGGUGGCAGUUGUCCUUGCAUUCUGGUUUCUGGGCGUCCUUGCCGGAAAGCAAGCAAGCGAAGGUGCUUAGGGAGCUGGCUUGGUGGAGGUUGCAUCCGCGACGGGUACCUCGGAAGAAGCUCUCUCAGCUCUUGGGGUUUCUGCUUUGGGCGACUCAAGUGCGACUCGCAUUGCGAGCUUUCCUUGCGCCUCUCUUUAUCAAGCUGAACAAGCCAGGGUCACGCUUGCAGUGUCUGAGUUUGGGGCAAUUAGAAGAGCUGGCCAUGAUCCUGGGGGAUGGGCUGGUAGUCCAGUCUGCUGCUGCAAGAAGCGAUAUUCAAAAGGGGUGGCGUUUGCACGCUGUGGGUGGCAAGACAGUUGAUUGUGUCAUCAAUGCGCGUCGUCUGCUGCAACAGCCCCGAACGAUCACGGGCAAGAUUUGGGUCCGGUUUUCGGCAUGGACUCCCUGUGUGGAUCUGGAUCCGGUUUCGUUGUCCUCGCUGCACACUUUACAGCGGGUGUUUUGCACCAACAGUUUCUCUUGGGCCGGUGAGAGGGUGGCUGAGGACGCUGCGGCGGAUGCCUGGGCCGGGUCUGCUCUCUCAGGCAUAGGAGGUUGGUUUCGGGCCUUGGAGUCAAACAAACUGUUUUGGUUCCACCUGGAAAUUGAGCAGGGCCAAUUACCCGAUCUUUGGCAGUGGCCGGAAAAGAUGCAAGCAGCUAUAUGUGCUCUGGAGCUUUUAGCGCAGCUGGCUCUGGUUCUGGCUCGCGCAAAGGUUGAUGGGACCGCUCAGUUGCAUUGUGUGCGCUUGCGACAAUAUGGCGACAACAUGCCAGUGGUCGCGGCUUGCAGUAAGGGCAUGUCCACUGCGCCGCCGCUGUGCUUUGCGCUGAUGGCCUUGGCUUUUGCGGCUUUGGAGCUACAAGUGGCCUUGGAGCUGUCCCAUGUGGCAGGCGAGCGGAAUGAAGAGGCUGACUUGCUAAGUCGUUUGAACCACCCAGAAGCGAAGCCAUUGCCCUUGGUCAUGAGGGCCAAGUUCCCUGAAGCAAAUCGGGUGCGUAUAACCUUGGCGGACGUGCUGGAGAAUGGGAAAGCUUGCGAAGAGAAGUCCGAGAAUGAGGUUGCCGACCUCACAGGCGAGUAUCUCAACAUUUGCUUGCUAUUGGCGCUCUACACCCUUCAGGGCAUUCCCAUGGGGAUCUCUGGUGUGCUGCCGUUGAUCCUUAAGGAAAAGAAGGUGUCCUACAACGACUUGGGCACUUUCUCUUUGAACUCCUAUCCCUUUAGCUUGAAAAUCCUUUGGGCGCCUGUGGUGGAUGCCGCUUACUUCAACCGCAUUGGCCGCAGGAAGACUUGGCUCAUCCCCACUCAGUUUGCCAUUGGAGUGGUGAUGAUGGUGCUGUCGCAACGGUUGGAUUCCUUGCUUUAUGUGGAAGAGCCUCACAUCACAACCCUUACUUGCCUAUUCUUCUUGCUCUAUCUUCUGUGUGCCACACAGGACAUUGCGGUAGACGGAUGGGCCAUAGCUAUUCUCCGGAAGGAGAAUGUGGGCUAUGCUGCCACGAGCAACGCCAUCGGUCAAACCUUGGGCUAUGCCAUUGGUUUUACCGGAUUUAUGGCUCUGGAGCACUUCCAGCUCAUGACACUUUCGGAGUUUUUGUUGAUCUGGGGGAUGAUCUUCAUUGUUGCGACCCUGCUCGUCGGACUGCUCAAAUCUGAAGGUGCGAUUCCUCCAGAAGAUGAACCGGAAAGCAUCAGCACAGCUUACAGGAAUAUGUUCAAGAUUCUGCGUCUUCAUCCUGUUCGGCUUCUCAUGCUAUUGCUGGCAACCUGGAAGUUCCCCUUUGCAGUCUCAGAUGGUGUUGCUCCAUUGAAACUCCAAGAGCUCGGUGUCAAGAAGGAGCAUAUGGCUUACAUCGCUUCUGGAAUGAUGCCUGUAUAUAUUCUGCUCCCAGCGGUGAUCUCGCGUUGGACAUCAAACUCAACUCCCUGGGCUUUGGCAAUGCGGUUCUAUCCUUGGAGAGUUUUGCUGGUACUCAUUGCUGCAGUGCUCGUAAGUUGCACACCCUCUGGUGACAUCCACUGGACGUUCUACUUGGCGGUGGUUGUGGUGUACCUCCUGGGCGCCGUGGUGAGUCAGUGCAUGUUCGUAUCCAACAUGGCCUUCUUCGCUCGGAUCAGUGAUCCUGCCAUGGGAGGGACAUACAUGACUCUGCUGAACACAUUGGCCAAUCUUGGAGGCAUGUGGCCAAGUACCGUGACACUGAAGCUCAUUGAUGCCACCAGCUGCAGCAGUCCGAGCUGCGCGGUGAAAGUCGAUGGCUUCUACAUCAUGUCAGGCCUCAGCUUUUUCUACGGGCUCCUUUGGUACAUUGCAGCUGCGGGUCCCGCACACCGAGUCCAGAUGAUCAAACUGAGCGAUUGGAGCGUCAAUGCUCUAUAA
Messenger RNA from Durusdinium trenchii, 6231 nucleotides. The record is from the annotation of a GenBank genome assembly. Lineage: Eukaryota; Dinophyceae; Suessiales; Symbiodiniaceae.